UCGUUGUUGUAAGCGGUCGGAUUACUGAGAGAAUGAUGGCGGACUUGCAGUUAGCUCCACUGCGACCUAUUGGCGAUUUUCUAAUGGAAUCGGCACGAUUCCAAAUGCCAAACAUGGUGGAGGCCGAUAAAUGGACAAAACGAGUGCUACAGAACCUACUAUAUUACCAAACAAAUUAUUUCUUAACGGCUUUAUUCGUCUUUUUGAUCAUCGGUGUAAUCCAUCCUGUGAAAAUGGUGUUUGGUUUUGUGGCUAUUGCAGCUGCUUUCGGAGGGUUUGUGUUCUGUACCAAUAACCAGUGGAAAAGCCGCAAGUUCAAGAGAGACCAUCCAAUCAUCAGUGUGUUGAUAGUACUUGGUGCUGGCUACCUUCUUGUCUACAUGCUGGGAGCUGUAAUAGUCUUCUUACUUGGGGUUGCCUUUCCUUUAAUGUUAAUUUUGCUACAUGCCUCUCUGAGAAUGAGAAGUAUAAAGAACAAAUUGGCAAACAAGAUGGAAUAUACAAGAACGCCUGUUUUAUACACAAGUCUUUUCUUCUUCAAAACAUUACCCAUAUCAGUGAUGUUCAGCUGA
Messenger RNA from Octopus bimaculoides (California two-spot octopus), 572 nucleotides. Its product is annotated as PRA1 family protein 3. NCBI's taxonomy places the organism in Eukaryota, Metazoa, Mollusca, Cephalopoda, Octopoda, Octopodidae. The record is from RefSeq and is a predicted model, not a curated record. Gene Ontology annotation, cellular component: membrane.